This is a messenger RNA of Anopheles funestus (African malaria mosquito), 6325 nucleotides long. RefSeq names its product transcription factor AP-2-epsilon (gene TfAP-2). NCBI's taxonomy places the organism in Eukaryota, Metazoa, Arthropoda, Insecta, Diptera, Culicidae. The record is from RefSeq and is a predicted model, not a curated record. Gene Ontology annotation, molecular function: RNA polymerase II transcription regulatory region sequence-specific DNA binding; DNA-binding transcription factor activity, RNA polymerase II-specific. The coding region runs from base 2358 to 3782 and encodes 474 amino acids. The transcript is spliced from 10 exons. Gene Ontology annotation, biological process: regulation of transcription by RNA polymerase II; anatomical structure development; regulation of cell population proliferation. Gene Ontology annotation, cellular component: nucleus.
AGCGGGGCCCGGCGAGCACAACACGGCCGGGAGAGAGGACGAACAGCAGCAGCAACAAAAAAAACAACGAUACAUACAGAAGGCGCCCGAGCAUACCCUGCAGCUUCACCUGAGCACACACUUUCAAUCGAUCGAUUGCGCAGAGCAUUCGUGGUGCGCUCUGCCAUUUCCGCGGGUUCGUUCCCUGAAGGAGAGUUGGUCCUAACUGAAACCCUCGCUGCAUCAUCACAACACUCGUGCGGCCUGUGCUGUUGUGUGUUGCUGCUUUUUGUCGUGCGUGUGCCGUUUCGUUCGCGUUCGUAUCCGCGCGACCGCGUGUUGUGCGUUUGUCAGUUGACAGGGCCGGACACGGCGGACAGUUCGAAUUGCGCCCUCCGUUCGGACAAACGCCACCAAACAAAAUACCCGAAACCCGAACGUUGGUCGUACCGCGGCCUCUACACGGAAGCUACUACCGUGCAGUGUGUAGUACAGUAACACUUACGAUUGCUUUUUUGGGUGGAUGGUGUACUACGACGAGUGUACUACCGCAGGUCCCGAUACCAUCGACGGGUGUGUAAUCUAGUGGUGAAUAUAUGUUCUCAGUGGGUGAGUGUGUGUCAAGUGAGAAUGUUUAGAAUUUCUGGGAAUCAAGUGUCAAAAUCCCAAGCCACUCUGGAUCUUCCUGUUUUGAUGUUAUAAAGGCAUCCCAGUAGACUACUACGCUUUCGUGCUCCAAAGUACUAGAUUGAGCUAAAGAGGGGAAAAACGGAUAAGAAAAGCAGCGAAAUUCAUAUCACAAGAACCAAAAGUGUAUUUUCUCACCAAGUCGGGAAGAAUUGGUCUAGCAGAUUUUUCCAACAAAUCUUACCUGAAAAAUAGUGAAUACAUGCAUAUGGAAAUAAUAGUGAUGAGCGCAUGAAGAAUCAAAAACAAAUACCGUGCCAAAGUUGUUGUACCCCCAGGCUUCAUCAAAACCAUCAAGUGUCGUCUAGUGAACGGGACACGCGAUCUGGAGAAUAAACUUCGCUUCUACGCGCUCUUCUUGCCACUCUGUAACCUACCUUACACAACCCUAACAUCCCAACUAUUCAAGCUGCAUUACUUAAGCGUGAUACUUUAAUGUGCCUUUUUCCAGCUGCGAAAACCAAGAGCGCGAAAACUUCAACACACACAACACAUAUCCCAAGAACAAGAACUGGGAAGAUCACAUUUGUGGAGUGCAUUGGGUGCAUACAUUUUGCUGGAUAUAGGUGUUGGUGAGUGAGUUAAACGUGUGCCGUGUGUUCUUGCAGAAUAAUUUCCCACCAGCCAACGUAAAGAACUUCCGGAUUGUGGUACCAUUUUAUAAGACGUCUUAGUGAACGUGAUUUAUCGGUGAUAUUGUACACGAGGUGAGACUAUUCAGGAAAACCUUUUGUAAAAACGCAGCUCUCUGUAGCGCUUUCAAUUAACAAAACAUCUUCCCACGUGUCCAGUGUGAGUGUGUUGUUUAUUCUUUUGUGUACAAGAAGUGUGGUGUCCGUUGUAUUAACGCAAGUGUUGAAGGACUGCUCAAGAGUGUUCUUUUGUGAGUGUGAGUAAAAGAAUUCGACGACUAAUUUCACCUGUAAAGAGACCUUUGGGCGAGAAAGGAAGCCAGAAUAUUCCCUGCGACAUGAUUAUGGUAAGCCGGCAAUGAAAGCAUAAUUCACGCACCUGACCACUACCCUUCUCCAAGGAAUACAUUAAAGAAAAAAACAUUGAACCAACGCACGAUUGGAUACUCGUGCCGCGGGAAAGAAGAGAGUGAGAGAGAAAGAGCAAAAGAAGAACCAAAAAAAAAUCCUUCCUCAAGUACGUCGUGCGCCAAAUUGCGCCAGAUAGAAGUAAAACGAAAAGAUCGGUGCGUGCCCCAUCGGAAAAAAGGGGGGCGGAAAAAUCGUGCACCAAAGAGGAAGGAUAAGGAACAAAUUCAAACGAUAACGCGAAAAAGUAAAACGUGUGCAAAGAACUCUUCUGGGUAAUCACUGUAAUCGACGCGUGGAUUAAUGUGUCCAAAACGGCGAACCGAGGCACGUGCUUUUGGAGAUUUUCAACAAGCACCGGUACGUUUAGAGACGCACGGUAACGAAAGUAUGCAAUGAGCAAAGGUUUCAUUACUACACAUACCACAAUCAGUACGUUUGAUGAUUAAAGAAGCAUCUCAGCUUUAAUUCCCCAACAAUUGCAACGUCGCCUUAACCAAACUGCAAAAACAAAAAGCAAAACCCAAAAACAGUAAGCUAGCUCACAGUUCGGCGGCCGACGUACAACAACAUCGGCAGCAUAACUGCCGCCCCCAGCAUAAACCGUAGCGGCCGUAAUAGCCGCCGUCGGUUUGGCCGCCCCACAGGAGUAUGACAUUUCGCUGCGUUCCUCCGUACGACGCUAGCGCACAAUGGACACUCACACCGUCCCUACAAUCACAGCUGGAGCGGCUCACUAGUCAUGGAGGCAUAGGACUGUCGAGCGGAAGUCCUGCAUACUCAGCGCACACCGGCGGACACACGGGGAGAAACGGACCAGCGAGCGGACACAGCGGUAGCCACGGUGGUUCACACGGUCCCGGUCCCACCAUGCAUCACCAGACGCUCCAGUCCGACUUCCAACCGCCCUACUUCCCGCCACCCUUCCACCAUACCACCCAAAGUCCACCGCAGCAACAGAACCACGGUCUCGACUAUCUUAGUACGGAUCCGUACGGGCAACCACUGUCCUCGCUACAUCAUGCGCCCCUGCAUCAUUACAAUCAGCUGGCCGGGCUAAGACCGUCACAGGAACAGCUCGGACUACAUCGAUCUCACCGCGAGUCCGAACUGCAACAGCACGUGACCCAACUGUCACACGGCUUUCCGUACUCGGACCGGCGUAGCGAUUACAGUGGCUCGAUCGGAUCCGGUGCCGGUGCAACCCGGCUCGGUGCCCACGAACAUGACCCGCUGGCACUGCACCAAGCCCUACAGAGUGCCGUCGACGAUGGGCAAAACCCGGUGAUAGAUGAGAACGCGGGCUUUAUGAGUGAUCUGCCACUGCUCAAAAAUUUCCCCAUCACCGACAUCAAAAAGGAUAGCAGCCAAAUCAAUCUCGGUUCACCGAGCGAUGUGUUCUGUUCCGUGCCCGGGCGGCUAAGUCUUCUAUCGAGCACCUCAAAAUACAAAGUAACCGUAGCGGAAGUGCAACGUCGGCUAUCGCCACCAGAGUGUUUGAAUGCGUCCCUGCUAGGAGGUGUCCUGAGACGAGCGAAGAGUAAAAACGGGGGACGAUUGUUGAGGGAAAAGUUGGAAAAGAUUGGUCUGAACCUGCCGGCCGGACGGCGUAAGGCGGCGAACGUUACACUACUGACGUCCUUGGUUGAAGGCGAAGCAAUUCAUCUGGCGCGUGACUUUGGGUACGUGUGUGAAACGGAGUUCCCGGCCCGUCAGGUGGCAGAGUAUCUAUCCCGUCAGUACUCGGAACCGCAGGAGUCCUAUCGAAGGAAGGAGCUAUUGCUCAACACGAAACAGGUCACAAAAGAGCUAAUGGAUCUGCUGAACCAAGAUCGAUCGCCACUCUGCAAUACCAGACCCCAGCAUAUCCUGGACCCUUCGAUACAGCGACAUCUGACGCAUUUCUCGCUGAUCUCACACGGUUUCGGUUCGCCGGCUAUCGUUGCCGCACUGACAGCAAUACAGAACUAUCUAAACGAAUCGAUCAAACACCUGGACAAGAUGUAUCCGGGCAAUGGCGGCAGUAUGGUCACCUCUUCGCUAGACAAGAACAAAAUGGAAAGCGACAAGAAAUGACAGUUAUAAAAUUAUCUCUUCACUAAAAUUGAUCGAUUUUAGUGCGUGGGAACAACCGGGUGGGUGGCUGAGCUGGUGGAGGAACGUACGUACACAUGGCACGUUGCUUAUCGAAUGUUGCGCGAAAUCGAUCUGGUGACAAGGAGGGGAAAACCCUUCAGACUGCCAAGUGUUAAGAGAAUGAAAUAGGGCGUUAAAAGAACUACAACGCCUCACUCGCCUUCUGAGUUCAGUUGCAGUUGUACAUUAUUCUGGUUCGAGUAUAGAACGCUUGUAAAAGACAGAAGGGAUAAAACGGACAAAGUUUUCAUUCUGCAGGCUACUUUCGGCAAAACAUACAAUUGUGAUUGCAAGUGUAAAGCAAAGCAAAAGAGCCAAGAACACAUGUCACAGCAUGAGAUUUCAACAAGCACAACGAUCACUCGCCGACGAGAUCACCCGGAUGAGAACUAAACGGAGGGAGAGAAAAAAAUGUAAAGAAAAGUGAAAUCAUUAAGUUAGCUAACUUUAAAGCAUGUACCGGACAGGGCAACCACUGACGACACUAUGUCGAACGGUAGUAUUUUUAGUUGUUUUGUUUUUUUUUGCAUUCCACCUAGACCCGGUUUGUUUUGGUUCUUGGUUCCAUUCCUUUAUAUAGGAGUACGAUAUAAGCAAUAGCAGUAAGUACGAACGAGUAUUAUACUUAGGUUUGUUUUAUUUCUCUGUCCCACCCACCCCCAAUUGAAGCGUGCCCCAGCCCCUGAUUGUCGUUGAUAGUGCUUGAUCUUCCUUGUGAUAAAGGUAUUAUUUAAAUGUGUAUCUAACAUAGCUCAAAGAUAGUAUUCGGUUAACUGAAACAUACGCGCACAGACAAGAAGCUUUUGCAGGAACGAAACGAACGGUGAUGAUGCUGAAGGUGAAUCAAAAUGAAGCGUUUCUUACUUAACUCAUCCACUAAAUUGGCAUUCGCUCACGAAUUCUUACUUCAUCAAACAAAACGCCCGGAAGUACGCACGAAUGCACAAAACAGGAAGAAUAAUUUAUUUCUAGUGAUAUUGCUUCACUUUUAACUGAAAACGGUAAACUUAUGUGCCAAAAUUGACGCUUUCGGUUACUAAUACUACUAGAUGAAACUACUAACUUCAGCGCCAUACUGAUCCCAUCAAAAUUCUUAGUGCCAAAAAAAGGAAACAGGUUGGGUUCUUUCGUUGUUGUGCGAUCGUACAGUGGCGCCAGAGGAUCGUGAGUGAGACUAUCGCCAAUGUCAUCGAGAAGUGCCAUCGCUUACCGAAGCGUCCCUCUUCUUUCGUACGUGUGCACUUGUCAGUUUUGUAUGGAUUUGUCCGUUAGCACUACUAACAAGGAUCACAAUUCUUUGCCAUAAGAACCUGGGUGCUGUUGAGCCCGUGCAUGCCAAAACCAGACGCUGCGCAUAUCUUCCAAUGUUCCCGCUCCUCCCUAUCUGGAAAGGGUCUUAGAUAAUUAAUCAACCAAGAAAAUAUACUUAGACACACCCGGUCGCACCAAAAAAACAAAAAAUCAACCUCUGGUAGCUGUACAUUCUGAAUGAAAGCGUAACACUUUGCACAUUGGCCGGUAUCUCCGUUGACCAUCAUAGACCACAUAGGAAAUGGUUAAGGCGUGUGUGUGUAUGUUAUCUGUACAAAGGCAAAUAGAAUCAAAUAAUUUAGUCUUAGCUCUCUAGCUAAAAUUUGCGAUCGCUGUACAGCCACGAAUAGGGACAGCAAGAGGAAGAGAAGCUUUGCAAGAUAUAAUAAAAAUGUACACCGAUGUACACGAGAGAAGCAACCGACAGUUCGGACGGGCUAAAUUUGAAUCAAUAAUCGUUUCAAAUUUCACUUCAUUCCAUUUUACGGCAUAUCCUUAGUAAGAUAUUUAACGCGAUCAGAAACGCACCCUGCAUAUAUCAGUAUAUAUAUACACACGCAUGAAAAUGAAAACCGUUGGAAUUCGGAAACAAAACUCAAUCAUCGAUACGCGAUACGGUGAGCUAAAACACACAAAAGAUACGCGUGUAUGUGUUUAUGUAAACACGCCGUUGGUUUUCAAAUGAUUUAUAAAUUUAUGUAAGCAUACAGCAGCUACAUCACUAUUACACAAAGAUUCAAAUCGAUCAAAUUUCACCUGUCCAUAUGUGCACAUAAAAACAGCGUAAAUAAAAUACACAAAAAAACGAAACACACAAUGCCAAUCCAGGAUGACAAACAACAUAAGUUUAAAUGCAACUGAAUGUCCCUGCACCGAACCACGUGGCCAAGCACUCCGAACGGACAAAUUUUGUGUCAAUAAAAGAAAAACAAACAAACAGUUGAUUGCGGUUUAGGUAUAAAGGAAAAUCCAAAAAAAAAACAAAGUGUAAAAUAAAUCAGAAGCCACAAAAAUAGUAAGGAAGAAUUACAAAAAAAACAGCGCUCACACACGCAAUUUUCCUACACGGAACUAUGAGAAGAAACAAAACAGCAAGAAACAAAUGUUUAUGACAUACAUUUCUGAACUAUUGAAAAUUUAAAUUAAAUAAAAUAUAUAUUUUAAACUCAUCA